CUGUGCCCAUAUGAAACAGAAGAAGAUGGCAACCCAUUUUGCUUCUUCAUCCUCAAUGUCGUCCCCUUCACUUUUGAGGUACCGAUCAACAAAUUCUAUGGCAAUGUUAGGGUUUAUCUCUCAUUACCCCAAAACCAAUCUGGGUCCCUCUCUCCGGGAAGUCAAAACGAGCUUCAGCUCUAGCUUUCUCUCUCUUUCCACCGCAAGAAAACAGCAGAGAAAGUCAUUUCUAGUCCGAUCAGUAGCAGCUCCUUCAGAUACGGCUACUGGUUUUGAUGAGAUGGUUUCAGGAACCACGAGGAAAUAUUACAUGUUAGGCGGAAAGGGAGGCGUUGGAAAGACAAGUUGUGCUGCAUCUCUUGCUGUAAAAUUUGCUAACAAUGGUCAUCCAACUCUUGUUGUUUCAACCGACCCUGCUCAUUCUUUGAGUGACUCUUUUGCCCAGGAUUUGACUGGAGGGACACUAGUACCAGUUGAAGGACCUGAUUCUCCAUUGUUUGCCCUUGAGAUAAAUCCCGAGAAAGCUAGGGAAGAAUUUCGCAGUGUAAACCAGAAAAACGGGGAAAGUGGAAUUAAAGAUUUUAUGGAUGGCAUGGGCCUUGGAAUGAUUGUAGAACAGUUAGGAGAACUAAAGCUAGGAGAGCUUCUAGAUACACCUCCUCCUGGAUUGGAUGAAGCGAUUGCAAUUUCCAAGGUUAUACAAUUCCUUGAAUCAGAAGAAUAUAAUAUGUUUACUCGAAUAGUUUUUGAUACUGCCCCAACGGGUCACACGCUACGUCUUUUGUCCUUGCCAGACUUCUUGGAUGCGUCUAUAGGGAAGAUAUUGAAGCUUAGGCAGAAGAUAGCUUCAGCUACUUCAGCCAUCAAAUCCGUCUUCGGUCAAGAAGGAACCCCACAGGAUGCUGCUGACAAGUUAGAGCGUUUAAGGGAAAGGAUGCUAAAAGUACGAGAGCUUUUCCGUGAUACGGAUUCAACAGAAUUUGUCAUUGUAACAAUCCCCACGGUGAUGGCGGUUAGUGAGUCAUCAAGGUUGCGUGCUUCCUUGAAGAAGGAAAAUGUUCCUGUCAAGAGGCUUAUUGUUAAUCAGGUUCUUCCUCCAUCUUCCUCGGAUUGCAAGUUUUGCGCAAUGAAAAGGAAGGAUCAGACACGUGCUCUUGAUAUGAUCCGGAGUGAUCCAGAACUCUCUGGUUUGAUUUUGGUUGAGGCACCCCUCGUUGAUGUGGAGAUUAGAGGUGUUCCAGCCCUUCGGUUCUUAGGGGACAUGGUUUGGAAAUGAAAAUCUGCUCAAUGAUAUCAGCAUAGUUAGAACAUGCAGGUUACAUGUCAAACUCGGUUAUCCUAACACUGUUCUCUGUACACAAGGGUGUUCAUAAUAUGAAGCCCAUGGAAGAGAAAUAUUGUGUAACUUACAAGGAAGCUACAGGUACAGAGAAAGUAAUGGAACUUUGUUUUUUUUUUUUAUUAUUUAUAAACAUGUUCUUUUAACAAGUACACAAUCAAGAGGGAAGAGGAAGAAGGGUUAUGUAGAAAGGGAAAGAAAAAGAAGAAAAAUCUAGCUGCUGAAAUUGACUGUGCAGUGAAUCCAUCAUUACUUGUAAUGUUCAUUCUGAUAUUGUUAGACCAUACAGAUAAAAUGAAAUUAUGUGGGCUAUGCCAUUUUUUAGUUUGCUUAAA
Molecule: messenger RNA, 1674 nt
Organism: Camellia sinensis
Lineage: Eukaryota; Viridiplantae; Streptophyta; Magnoliopsida; Ericales; Theaceae
Source: RefSeq, a predicted model, not a curated record